Microthlaspi erraticum is the source of this 996-nucleotide messenger RNA. The record is from the annotation of a GenBank genome assembly. NCBI's taxonomy places the organism in Eukaryota, Viridiplantae, Streptophyta, Magnoliopsida, Brassicales, Brassicaceae.
AUGCUCCCUGACGGUCGGAUCGUCGCAGUAAAGAAGGCAAAGGCCGUGGACAAAGAUCAAGUGGCAGAGUUCAUAAACGAGGUCGUGGUUCUCACACAAAUAAACCACCGCAACAUCGUGAGUAUAUUUGGAUUUUGCCUGGAGACGGAAGUCCCUGUUUUGGUCUAUGAAUAUAUCCCCAACGGGAAUGUUUUCGAGCUUCUCCACGGUGAUGUUGAAGGUGGUCACACGGCUGCUAAUUGGGAACUACGAUGGGACAUUGCCAAAGACACCGCCCAUGCUCUUGGUUACCUUCAUUCGUCUGUGACGUGUCCCAUUUACCACAAGGAUGUCAAAACCGCAAACAUAAUGCUUGACCACAAGCAUCGUGCUAAGCUGGCGGACUUUGGAACUUCUCGAGUUAUCUCCGUGGACGACACCCACCUGACCACACCUGUGGUCUCAGGUACUCCCGGAUACCUUGACCCGGAGUACCACCAGUCCAGCCAGUACACGGACAGGAGUGACGUCUAUAGUUACGGUGUGGUUCUUGCUGAGCUCCUCACUGGAGAAGAACCUUACAUCCUCCAACCGCCGCCUCAACAUCCCAAGAAAUUAGCAAUAAACUUCCUCCGUGACAUGAAAGAGAAGCCACUUUUGGACAUCAUCGAUCCCCGAAUCAGAGACGACUGCGCUUUGGAUCAGGUCAAGGUUAUGGCCAAGAUUGCGAGGCUGUGUCUGAAUCGUAAAGGGGAGAAACGACCAACCAUGAGCAGUAUUAUAAUGGAGCUGGAGAGGAUUGGUUCCUCGCAUGGAGAUUCACAGGCACACCACAUACUGGAAACUGACGACGACGAAGACGAUGACGAGGAGCAAGCGGUCCAAGUUAGAGAAUCCUUCAACAUUGACGUGGCUUCCACUUCAGCAACCCAACCGGUCCAAGGUAGAGAAUCCUUCAACAUUGACGUGGCUUCAACUUCUGCAACUCAACCCAUGUUUCCUCGGCAAACAUAUUGA